Messenger RNA from Bombyx mandarina (wild silkworm), 3865 nucleotides. RefSeq names its product E2F transcription factor 1 (gene E2f1). Lineage: Eukaryota; Metazoa; Arthropoda; Insecta; Lepidoptera; Bombycidae. Gene Ontology annotation, biological process: regulation of transcription by RNA polymerase II. The record is from RefSeq and is a predicted model, not a curated record. Gene Ontology annotation, cellular component: RNA polymerase II transcription regulator complex. Gene Ontology annotation, molecular function: DNA-binding transcription factor activity, RNA polymerase II-specific; protein dimerization activity; RNA polymerase II cis-regulatory region sequence-specific DNA binding.
GUUCGACCGCUUCGCGCCUGCGUACGUAGUUCGCGCCACUGCUACGUCGCUACUAGCAAGUAGCAAGCAAGCGAGCGAGCCAGAUGUUCUGAAAAGCUUCCUGUCGUCGUUUCAACGUUCCAUAAUUUUAUUUAUUAUUAACUGUAAAAUGUGGACUAGGACCAUUAAAUUGUUUGUAUAUUUGAGUGUUAACAUCAGUGUAUAAAUUACCAUGUGUAUUUUAUAAACUUGUGAUCUCUGACUGAAAAUUAUCGAGCGUAGAUGUCCACGAGUUCACUCGGGACCAACAAAGCGGCGGACAUUUUAUUUUGAGUACUCUAUAAUGUAGCGUUUGCGUCGAAAACAUUAAUGUCGUUUAUUAGUUACAAAUUGGAAUAUUGUUCGCUUACACCUUUUCGAUGCCGAGAGGGGUGAAGCGAGGGUCGGCGGAGGGCGAGGCCGAGGUGGUGGUACGAGCCGGGGAGUCUCCAUCGCAGACCACGCUAUUGGAGAACAGUCCCAGCCAGCCUAUCAGUUAUCACCUCCUCGACCACGGCUAUGGCGCUACCCCAAAGCAUCAGAUACGCCGCGAGGCGCCCACGGCACCGCCUAAGACAUCUGAAGCGGUUAAAAGAAGACUGAACCUUAGCGAGAGCAGUUCCGGGAGUCAAGGACACGUGGUGCCCAUGAAAGCGGACUUCAAAACUCCGAAGCAGAAACGCGUCAAAGUUCUCACGCCGUACAGCAGACCGUCCAGUUCUAUGAAAAAGUACACAGAACGUUCCAGGUUUGAUACAUCCCUAGGUUUACUAACGAAGAAAUUCGUCGCUUUGUUGAAAUCUUCACAGAACGGAGUGCUCGAUUUGAACAUAGCGGCGGAACAUCUGUCCGUUCAGAAACGUCGCAUAUACGACAUCACGAACGUUCUAGAAGGUAUAGGAAUAUUAGAGAAGAGGUCCAAAAACAACAUACAAUGGAAGUAUGGUAUGAGCGGCGGGUCGUGCGGCGCGGACGGGUCGACGGCGCGGCGGCUGCGCGGCGAGGUGCGCGCGCUGUCGGCGCGGGAGGCCCGCGUGUCGCGCGCCGUGGCCGCCGCCGAGCUCGCCCUGUCGCGGCUGUCGGCCGACCACGGCGCCAAGGCCUACAUCACCUACGCCGACCUGCGCUCCAUCGCGGACUUCCGCAACCAGACCGUCAUCCCCAUCAAGGCGCCGCCCGACACCAGGCUCAGUGUACCUCAUCCUGACGAAAAAGGUUAUAUGAUCCAUUUGAAGUCUUUGUCUGGGGAAAUAGAAGUUUAUCUUUGUCCAAAGGAAAGGCCUGCUUCACCAACAGUGUCAGGGAUGUCUUCGGAUCCUCUUCUAGAAGACAACAAAGCGUUACUCGCACCUCUCAUCGCGCAAAUGCAAUCAGCCUCCGAACAGUUCAUGCGACCUGUGAAGCGGGAGAUGGAGGACGGCGAGUCGGGAGCUCGUGCGCUGGUGGUGUGCACGCCUUGCGUCACCGACCCCACGCUGCCGCUCCUCGCCGCGCCCCACGCGCCCCACGCCGCACCGCACGCCACCCCCUCCCCGCCCUCGCCGCACCGCACGCCCCCGCGGCACACCCGAGCAGCCGACCUCUCCACGCCAGACAGUGGUCGCGCCCGCGGUCGGCUGCGCAACGCUCUCAUCGCGGACAGCGACGACUUCGCGCCCAUCAUGGGCGGCGGACGCUUCCAGCUGCAGACGGAGGACCAGGAGUCAGAACCGCUGGAGUUGGAGCCGUUCCUUGCGCUGGAGCCUCCGAUGUCCGCCACCGACUACGGCUUCUGUCUGGACCACGACGAGGGCCUGUCGGAACUGUUCGACUUCGAGUUCUAGUGUAAAGUGUCGAUCAUUGACCAGUGUCGGUUGUCGCAAGUGUCGAUUGUAGUGAUGCGGAUAUAUCGAUAGUUUUAACUCGAUGUAAUUGAACACGUUUGUUUGGUUUCACUUGAAGAUUUCGGAUACAAGUGAAUGUAACACGAUGAAAUGAAUGUAAAAACUGGGACUCUGAUGUGUUACUGUAAAAAGACUGGACUGUAAUUUCUAAAGGUUUGUUAAGACGUUUUUUGUGACCGAACUGCUUUUCUUGCUUGUUUAAAUACUCUGUGUAAGAAAUUUUCAAGUUGCUAAUACAACAUUAUUGCGUACACAAAACUGGAUAUUUUGUCGGAUUAAUGAAAUUUGUACGUGUCGUAAAGCAUUAAAUCAGAUUUAUAUAUUUUGUACCUAAACUGCUUAGUAAUAAUAAUCGUAAGUUUCAUUAUAUAAAGCAAUUUGUUUGAAAAGUUAGUUUUGUUGAUGCAUCAGCGAUACAGAUGUUCUUACCGUUGGUAAAAAAAAAUAUAUUUUAUAAUUAUUAUUAUUGCAAUGAAAAAUCGGCAUCGUUUAUAAUUAGUUGAAAAUAUUGUCGAGUCGAUGAUGUGUUUAACAUAAGCUGUAAAUGUAAUGUUGUAAAGCUGAAAUUGAUUGAUAUAUUCGCGGUGAACUAGUUCUUGUGCGCUCUCGUAACUCUAUUAACGACUAAAAUACUGUAAAAUGGUGCUAAUCAGAUCAAUUUCAGCUAUACACAUCACUCCUUAGGGAAGCGUAAUAAUAAAACUCGAAAAAAAAAUAUGUUCCUCCACUAAAAUAUUACACUGAAGCGUUCGAACGCGAUAAAGUUUACACUCUGGAUUUUUGUUUCUACAGUUAAUACUUAGUCUUAUUUUAAUGUUCUACAGUGUAUAUAGUUUUUGAAAAUCGAAGUUUCAACGUGCCAGCGAAGGAAUAAUAAUAUAUUUUAGUAAUACGACGUUCACUGUGUUAUCUGAAGGAGCAAAAUCCCGUGUACCUGAGUGUGGGAGGGUCCGAGUGUUUUAUAUAAUGACGAGUGAGGGCCGAGCCUCUCCCGCACCUUGCUUGUACAUAAUGAUAUACUGUAUAAUAGACUGUUGCUAGUGAAAAAUGGUAAAAGUCCGAUUGUGUGCGUUGAGUGUAACAAAAUGAUGAUCGAUUUGAGUAAUAAUAACUAGAGAAAUUCCAGAGAAAAAUAUUUUUUUAAAAUGAUUGUAAGAAUCGAAGAUUCGUAUACUAUUUUCGUGGCUACGGAAAACUGAAGUGUUACAGCUGGUUGAAAUGUAAAUUGUUAUUGCCGUUGAUCAGCUCGUGGCCCGAAUGAUCAUCAUUGGUUACUGUCGCCUGUAGACAUCGGUCUGGCUUAACCAAACUGCAGAAAAAAGGGAACUGAUCAUUAAAAAAAUAGUUGUAAAAUUUACAGUGCUCUUAACCGUAGUUUUCUCAUCAAAUAAUUAUUGCUGGCAUUGUAAAAUAUGUGUAUAAUUAAUUUUAUUUUCAUAAAUUUAUUUGUUAUUAUGAUGAUCUUAUAUUGGUUAACACCACAACAUUAUUGAUUCCAGUGUUAAGAAUUACAUACAGAAAUUCUGUACUUGCACUCUGAUCAUUUUUGUAUACUUAACUAAUUCGGAACAAACUGACUUAUACCCCUUUUUACUACCGGCAUUGAAUAACAUACAGGGAGUAAAGGAAUCCGCUGAAGCUGAGACUUCAAUCCUAAAAUAACUGAAAUAGGUUACAUAUUUGCUAACACUAAGUUAUAUUUAUAUCCAAGCGAAAUGUACCUGAACUUACGUCAAAAUCGAUAAACAUAUUAAACGUUUUUAGAUUGUAAAUACCUACAUUGUUGGCUCCCAUCAUUUCUUACUGACUUAAGACUUUGUUACGUAUAUAGUUUCAAGAUGGGCGUCGGCGAUAUAGAUUCAGUUAGACCAAUUCUUUUUCCUACCUAUUCUAGUAACCUCGAGGGGUUAUUUUAGAUUCACUAGUAGGUGAGCUCACGGGGCUCAAACCGGGAGUGUUGCUAA